Lonchura striata (white-rumped munia) is the source of this 5324-nucleotide messenger RNA. The record is from RefSeq and is a predicted model, not a curated record. Lineage: Eukaryota; Metazoa; Chordata; Aves; Passeriformes; Estrildidae.
CACGAGGGCGGAAGCGGCGCCCUGCGCGCCUGCGCAGGAGGGGGCUCCUCCAGGCGCCGCCGUACUUCAACAUGGCGACCUAGGCCGGCCGCGCCAGCGUCACCGCGGGCGGGCGAGCGAGGCCGUCGCCGCCGCUGCUGCCGCUGUCGCCGUCAUGUCCCGGCACAGGAACGUCCGAGGAUAUAACUACGACGAAGACUUUGAAGAUGAUGAUGUGUAUGGCCAAUCAGUAGAAGAUGAUUAUUGCAUUUCUCCUUCAACAGCAGCUCAAUUUAUUUACUCCAGACGAGACAAACCAGCCACAUUUGCUGAGCCAUUAGAAGAAGAAUAUGGCUGUGAAGGUAGUGAUGCUGCUGCUGAUUGUUUUACACCCACUCAUCAGUUGACUGAAGUUGAUAGAGCCCGUCUUAAUUCAUGCCUUGAUCAAAUGAGAGAAGUUUUGGCAGAGUCCAUACCAGAACAAGCAAUGGUGCAAGCAGUACUGGAUACUAAAUUUGAUGUACAGAAGGCUUUGGAUCUUGUGCUUUCGCAAGGCAGUAAGCAAAAUGCGAAGACCAAGAAUAAGGAUGCUGUGAUUUUAGCAAAGACUACAAAAGGAGACUUACAUUGUUAUCCAGAAAUGUGUGUUGGUACAGACAGUUUCUCUUGUGCAGUAGACAAUUUUGCUGACAACACCAACAAACCUGGGUUUGGAAACUUGACAGCCAAAAGUGAUUCAGCUCUUAAUUCUUUAAGUACAAAUUUUGAAAAAUCCAAUAUACAUUCAUGUGAAAGGAAAGGAUUGAAUUCCUCUUCACUGGUUCUGUCAUCUGCGUUCAGUGAUAAUUUGUGUAAAGGAUCAUUUUGUGCACCUGUGAACAAACAAGCAGAGAAGCAACUAUCAGAAAGUGCUAAUGCAGUAAGUUUGGUUCCUGGCAGUCAAGAUGUUUACUCUAGCAUAGGAGGUAACCCAUUGGAGUGCAAGGAAACACAGGACUUGAAAUCCUUGAUGAUGCAGAAUAUGGUUUGUGAUUCUCUGAGUCCUGAACACAGCAUUCCUCUUUUUUCCUCAAAAACUUCUGAUUGUAAUAGAAAUGCAAAUUUUUGUAGUCCUUUAUGUUUAGCAAGUGCUUUAGGAAACUCGGCUCUUGAGAAUGAAAUCAGUCAUACUAUAAAUAAAAAGAAUGAACUUCUUGAAAAUUUUUCUUCACUUGCACAAAGUAGAAAGCAAGAAAGCCUGUCUUCAGACAUGGCUGCUUUGCCAGUGUUAAGAUCAGGAAGUACAUCAUUGGCUGAAUUGCUUCAGGAGCACCAGGAAAGCAGUUCUAGCCACUGUUACUCUUUGGCUGAUCUUUACACCCAGUCAACAGCAGGUCUCACUGAUAGGAAGUUGGGAAGCUCAUCAUUAUCACAGCUAGCAAGUCAACCCCAAAUUUCAGGUGGGAUGCCAGAGCUAACAGGAUCUUUGUCUUCUCUAGCCCUUUCUGAAGUUUGUCCAGUAAAGGAGGUUGAGAAUUUAUCACUCUCAGAUUUAAUAGCAGAGACUAUUGAAAUAGAUAAAACUCAGCAGAGGACGGACUUGCCCAUGCACAAUGUAAUUGAAUUGAGGCCCACCCAAGGAACCAACAUUGAUUUAAGUGUCCUUGUAAAAAGUGCAGAUGUAUCUACAGAGAAAAGUGUGGUAGGACAGUCAAAUAUCUUAAGUCCUGAAACGAAAAUUAUAAAAGAAAAACAAGGCAAAUGUUCUGGUUUUGCCAAAACAAACAGAAGACCCAAAAAAGGGCAUGGUUUUAAGAGGCAGGAUUUGUCCCUUUCAUGGAUAAAGGCUCUGCGUGCAAGACCUUCAGCUUUUGCUUUAACCUUGUGCCUCCAUUAUCCCCCAAAAGGGUAUAAGCGGCGCACAGUUGGGAUACACAAAACUUUCCUAUACAGUAGACAAGUACAAGAUGUAAAACCCAAGGAAACUGGUCCUACAAUAGCCAUAACACCAUUUGACUUCAAAUCAGCAUCUCCUGAUGAUAUUGUGAAAGCUAACCAAAGAAAAGGUUUUACAAGACAGUAAUGAGAAACAAAAAAAAGGCAUCAGUGUUGAUAUUGAAUUGUAUUAAAAAAAUUAAUAUAGGACCUACUUAUGAUCCAGAAUUUAUUUUUUUAUUAUUUUUUAAAUUGGCAUAUUACAAUUCUUGCUGAUAGGUAGAAAUUUGUAUGUGAACUUUUAAAGUGUUGCACUGAAUAUCCUAAUUUUUGCAUAAUUUUCACUGACAGUUUAAUAUUGUUAACUUUUGGAAAGUCUUGAACUCCACUAUACAGAUACUGCAUGUACAAAAUUCUGUAAACACCAUUAGACUUCUUGAAUUAUUGCUUUAGGUGUUGAAGAUACAGUUCACUGGGAAGAACAGUGAAUUAUUAUUUUGUAAAGUAAUUUACUUUUCCUAUAUGGUGUAUAGUUUGGGAAGCAGGAGCCUCAGUUUAUAUUACAACUGUUUUAUUAAAUGUUCUUAAGGUUAGAUUUUCUGAUAAAGGUAUGUUAUUAAACUGCCAGUCUUGUAAUGGAUGUUUCCAGUCAAUGUCAUUAUUCUAUCUUUAUACUGAUCACACUAUUACAACAGAAAUGCCUUUAGUUUUUAAAAGCCUCAAGGACCUCAGGUUUUGACAGUUCUGGUUGUGGUUGUACAUAUGUAGUUUUUGAUAGGACCAAAUUUGUAGGGGAGCAAGCAAUUAAAUUGUUGUUGUGCCCCACAACUCCAGUUAGCUAUCAAAAUGUGAUAUCCAGCAUUUUAAACCAGCAAUUUUAUAUGUUUGUACAUGCUGCAUGUAUUUAAUAAGAAGUUUCUGUAGCAUUCUGUUGUUUAUUCUCAAGCUUUUCAGAGAAGUGCUGAAAUUUCAGUACUUUCAACUGUAGCAUGAGAGUCUUUGCUCAAUGGAGAAAAAAAAUAAGGCAAAGCCUAAGUGCUGUUUGUGUCUGUCUGCCUCUUGUGUUUUUUGAUAAAAACUUCCUUAAGAAAUGGAAAUACAUUCUCUUCUGCUGACAAUGCAGAAUCUCAUGUUAUCUUUUGAAUAAAUGAAAUCUUUAGGUGAAAGAUCCAAAUCAGAACAUUCUGGACUUACUAUGGUGCCCUGUUAUUCAAAUUAGUAGCUGCAUAUAUGUUUUAACUUUCCUUUUAAUACACAUUAUGACCUCUAAUGUAUUUCCAGUUCAUUGACAGUGUUUUAGAUUCAGAACAGCAAUAAGUUCAAUAGAGAUACUGCUGCAACUAGAAAAAUGUGUGUUCAUAAACUUAUGCUAAACUUGGCAGCUAGUAUGAAACAGUAGAUAUGACUUUCAUCUAGUUUUAAUCCAAUUUUUUGGAGCAUAUUAGAUCAAAAAAAAGGCAAAACCUUCAGGUUUAUCCCUGACUUUAGAUUGCACUACGAUUUUGUUUCUAAAUAAAAUAAAACAAAACAUGUUCCAGUUUUCUCAGGUACAAAUUUAAUGGUCUGUAUAUUUUGCUUGUCUAGUUGAUGCAUCUGUCACUUAGUGCUAAGAGCUAUGUGAACUUCAACCUUGUGAAUGAAAUGGAUGUUUCUUACCCGAAUUAAUAAAAGUUUUAUAUAAUGAGUGCUGCAGUGUUUAUGUUCUAGUUGAUUUGUUAAUUUAUCCUAACCUAUUUGGAGUUCCUUUAAAGGAUUAAAUAAUACAAUCCAGUGUAUAUACUAUGAUUUGAUAAGUUAAUUAGCAGGAGCAUAAUUGAUCUCCUGAGAAGACUUUCUAUAAAAGUCUGGUGGAUACUGAUUGUUUUAUUGAUUAGUCAUAAUAGCAAAUCCUACUAUGUCAAAAAUACAAAAUGCUUUUCAGUGAUCUUUUUCUCUGCAGUUAAUCCAAGCUUUAACUUCCUCCCCGCUUAAAAAUCCAAGUCUGUUUUUCUUACUGACCAAAGGGUCCUGUUAGCAGAGUUUGUAAUUAAAGCUCACUUUUCCCCGAAAUUGUUUGUAUUUUUCUAGUAGAGAAAUUCUAAUUUUUCAAAAUAAAAUAUGAGUGCAAAGUUUGGCAUUGUCAUGCCUGUUGUAUUUGUAGGUGGUUUUGCUUUCCUGUGUUUCAGAUACUCCAGAAGACUUCAUUAAUGUCAGUAAUUAGAGAUUUCUAAUAUGUGUGGGUCUUUUAAAAUGGAAUACAUUUGCUUUACCAUAUAAAUAUUUUCUCUAACUUCUUAUUUGUUCUGGUCUGUUUUCUCAUUCCCCUGGCUGGCCUUAUUUGCAUAAAACUCCUUAGAAUUUGUUAUAAUUUUAGACAUGAACUGGACCUACAACUAAAUAUAGGUCCUGUGGAUACCAUUGGAACAAGUAGUAGGGGGCAAUGUGUAGAAGCUCAGUUUUGGCAUAGUUUUAGUGCUGAUUAGAGCUUGAACAAGUGUCUGAAGCCAAAGAGCAUCAGCAUUUUAUGUUUAUCAUGGAUCUUACUGUGGGACUGUUACCUUAGUAAACAACUUUGGUUCUUGUUAGGCAGCUAGAUUUUCAUAUAUAAUUACUUUCUCAUUGGCAUUUGACUCUGGUAUUAGUGGUCAUGAAGGAGCAGUAUAUGCUGCUCAGUGUGUAAAUAGUAGGGGAGGGGUUUUUCCUCAGUUUACAAUCCUGAAUUCUGAAGUGAGCCUUGAAUUAAUACAGACCUGCAGGCUGAACAUUGGAGAAGGUACCUAAGUGGUGGAUUAACCUGAAUUCCAAUUUCAGCAGAGAUUUAUUUUCAUGCCUAGACAAUUUUAUAGUUUUGUUUUUCUAAACAAAAAGUAUUGUGACACUAUAUUUGCUUUUAAAAUUAAACUGGUAUUUUAAUAAUUUCCUGAAUUAUUCCUUUAAUUAUUUACUGAGAAUGAGAUAUAUGGUAUCAAGGACAGGUUUAAUUGUGUUAGAGUACUGCAUGAUAUGGCAUGUCGCAUUUUUGUGUAACAACUGUCUGGCCUUUGCACUGAAGGAUUUGUGCCUAAUGAAUAUUAGAAUUCUAGUAAACGAAAUCCGCCUGUUUUAUGUUUGACAUGGUGAGCUUACUUUCUUAAUUUAUGUAUAUAAUUCCCCCCUCCCCCUCCCCCCCCAUUUUACAGCUACUGUCUAUCUUUGGCUAAUAUGGUUUAAUUGUGUUACUUGGUUUGGAAUUCACAUAUUAACAUUGCAAAGUACUUGUCUGUUUUUGCAUAUAAACAGAAAAAGAUAAUAUUAAAUUGCAUAGACGUACUACUAGUGUGUACUCCUAAGGCAUUUUGUACAUCAAAUCUAUUCUGUGCAUAAUUUUUAAAUGUCUGGUGAUUAUUUUUAAUACAAAAUUGACUUCUGGAUGUUGCUUCAUGUAUGUAAAUAAAAUGUAUAUUAUUAAAGGA